Messenger RNA from Auanema sp. JU1783, 669 nucleotides. NCBI's taxonomy places the organism in Eukaryota, Metazoa, Nematoda, Chromadorea, Rhabditida, Rhabditidae. The record is from the annotation of a GenBank genome assembly.
AUGUUCACAGCGACGCUCCCCGAAGCUUUCAACAGACUCACAGAUGACUUAUUGGGCAAAGACUAUGUAACGAUCACGAAUGAAGAGAGACUGAAAGCCAAUAACCACGUUGAGCAAAUCUACGUCUACACAGAGUCAAGGAAGGAGAAGCAUGAAGAGUUAAGGAAGAUAAUCGAAAAUUACUCUAAUGUGAAGAUUCUGAUUUUCGUGAAAACCAAGGACAUGGCGGAUAUCCUGAGCGCAUCUUUUGAGCAGGAAGGUAUCAAAGUAGAAAGCCUUCAUGGAGGGCGGCCGCAAGAUUUGCGAAGUAAGAUUUUCAAUAACUUCAAGGCAGGAGGGACUCAGAUCGUUAUUGGCACAGAUGUUUGCGGAAGAGGAUGGGAUGUUGAUGGCUUGGAUAUUGUUGUGAACUUCGAUAUGCCUUCUGCCAAAGAAUCAUUGAACGAUUGCUUAGACACAUUCAUUCAUAGAAUAGGAAGAACCGGAAGAAUGAAAACGGGUAAGGCAAUCACUUUCAUUGGAGAUGAGGACAAAGACUUCGUCCCGCAUCUCAUCAAGCUAUGUCAAGCUUCUCAACAAGAAGUACCAGAAUUCAUGCUGGAGAUGGAGAAAAGUUUUGUGGAAGCUGGAAUCAGUCGAACGUUUGGUCAACCAUCGUUUGGAAGAACA